UCUCAUCGUGCAGUCUUCAGCCUCAACAUUGUUCCUUUGCUCCCCCAUCUCUUGCUUGCUUCCUGAGCUCUUUCCUCGGCGUCUUCUUUGGUUUCUCUCUUUGUUUUCUUCUCCUUUAUCAGAAUGGUCUAACUCUCUGUUUCCAGCCACGAGAGCAGCAAUGGCAUCCACAUCGAAAGUGCCGCUCCUCCCAAGACAUACCCAUGCAAUCGGCGAGAGCUCCUCGUCGGGGGAUCCUCCUACUGAAGGGGCGUCAACCUUGCAGGCUCAGAUCGUCGCCCGUCAGGAGGAAAUCCGCCGUCUCAUUCUGCAAAUUCAAAAGGUCGAGCACCGCAUGUAUAUGCGGAUACACGGCAAGGAAUGGUACCCGGAGGAAAGGCGCGAGAACGAAGACUGGCUGUGGGACUGCGACAACAAGAAGGCCCAGUUGACAUCGAGGACCAAUAAUCUGAUCAAGCAAACCGAAGAAUCCAAAGCAAUGGUUUCAGCACUGGCUUCAAAGAUUGAUUUGUUGAGAAGGAUCAAACCCACUGAGCCACAAGUGCAUGAUCCUGAAAUCCGUCAGAAAACUAAGAAAGAGGAUUGAGCACGAACAAAAGUGGAGGCAGAUUGACCGGACUAGGAGAGUGUUUUUACUUGUCCAACACGUCUCCUGUAAGAUCUACUCUCUUUGGAUGAUACCUGUUUCAGAAUUCUACAACUGAUACUUUUAUGGUGCUGAAACUGUUUCAUGUUAUGAUAAUGUUCAUUUCAUAGAGGACAUGUCAGUACGUUGCUCGUGUUAUAAAAUGCAUAUAUGAACUAAGAUUUUACUCAAAUGAUAUGACUUUUUGUUUCCGUAGGUUUGCUGUUCAAAGUAAUUUUGAGGUCUCAGUGUUGAAGUGUAUCUACAGUUUCAUUUACAUAGGGAAAAUAUUUCAUGAGUUAUAUCAAACAUCAAAUUAUAUUGCCUUGUUGAAGCCACAGCGGAGAAGCUCUCCGACGAGUUCAACAACCUCAUUUCCUUGGGCCCGCCCACUCAAGAACGGGCCUUUCGCGUGCAAACUGCUCAUCGUGUUCCAUCGGCUUAUAUAUUUGUUAUGAUUCAUGUUCUUUUUCCCCUCUACCAUUUCUAGGAUAAUUUU
Molecule: messenger RNA, 1124 nt
Organism: Musa acuminata AAA Group (dessert banana)
Lineage: Eukaryota; Viridiplantae; Streptophyta; Magnoliopsida; Zingiberales; Musaceae
Exons: 4
Coding region: 161-586 (141 amino acids)
Source: RefSeq, a predicted model, not a curated record